UAGUCAUUUUUUUCUUUUGUUUCCUUGCGUUCAUUGACUCUUUUCCAACUGUCUGUUGGCAAUGUUUAUUGAUGAAACUGACGAAUAUCAAAUUAAGAAUGAUGAUAUUUGCUUUGUUUAUUGAUAGUGCUAAAUUUAAACUGACUAUUUAGUUGUUAUUUUAAACGUAGACAGUGAUGUCAUUUUACGCUUUCAUGAAGUUUGCGCUGUGCAGUUUAUGAUAAUCUACCAGAAUAAAGUUUGUUAAAGAAAGUAUUGCUUUCGGAAUUUACCCGCCAACUAAUUUAACCUUUUUGUUACACCUUCCAUAUUAAUUUUUACAUAUGCGUCUUGAGGAAAUCUUGUUAAAGAUUUAAAAGCUGCGAUGCAACAAAAUACCCGUUAUGUUUUCGCUUUUAUUUUAGUUUUGAUUGCAAAAACGCGAUAAUAAAUCGCAAGCUCGAAAUCCGAUUCGAUACUAAAAAAGGAAGAGAGUAUUUGAAGGAUCCUUCAGAAAACAUUGCAAGAAACCUAAUCUCUUUAACGCGCCGUAUCCGAAAACAAGCAGCUUUUUCAUGACCGUGGUUUGCAGACACCGAAUCAAGAGUUCUUUUAAUAGAAAAGAAACAUCUAAUUGGGAAACACAUCUUUUACAAGAGAGGAAAAAACCAUCAAAAACUGACUUAGUUUUGAGAUCACUGCCACAAUUGAAUCCUGAAAAAUUGAACAUAUUGGAUUAUUUAAUAUCAAACUGUCGUAUUAGUUGUAAUAGUAGUUCUAUAUCAGCUAGUUGUUCGAACAGUUCGGUCGGAUUUAAGACAUGCCUCCUAAAAAGAACAAGAAGAAAAACUUCGACGAAGACUAUUUUUUUGGAGAGGAGAACGAAGGAGAAGUCACUGCUCAAGUGAACGGCGAGCAGUCAGCAAAUAAUGAUGAUUCAAAACCCUCAGAAGACGAUGAAUCGGAAUCCAAAGGGGCUUCCAAGAAGGCAGCUAAGGCGAGCAAGAAAAAGAACAAAUUCGAAGGAUUCGAUGAUUAUUUCUUCGAAGAUGACACCGGAGAAGUGAAUGAAAAUGAACAGCCGCAAGAUGAUUCAAAUGUAUCGAGUAAAAAGCGAGACGAGCCUGCAGCUGAGCCCAAAGAAGCAGAGACCAUUGACUUUGAAGAGGAGUUAGAGACAAAAUCAAAGAAAGGGAAGAAAAAGAAUAAGAAAAAGGGAGACCUUGACGAUGAAGAAGAGCAUGCCGGACCUAGCGUGACCGAAAGCAAAGGCUGGAAAAGGAGAAAAAAGAGAAGAAGAAGCAAAAGAAGAAAGAGGAGAUAGCGAAGCAGAAGGCAGAUGGGACAUACAUGACGAAGGUGCAGAAGGAGGAAAAGGCGAGGAUGGAACUGGCCAAACAGAUGUUCCUGCAGAGUGGAAACGUCAAGAUACUCGCCAACGCCGCCGCCACUCCUGCAACAGCAACACCAACAAUUCCAGAUGCUAAAGAAAACACUAACAACAACCAGAGCAAUAAUAAGCAAAACCAGUUCAGUGGACCCAAGAGGAAGCAGAGCAACUGGAAAGAGAAAGAGAAAGAGAAAGAGAAAGAGAACAAAGACCAGGUCAUUGAGGAGCAGAAGGCAGGCGAUACUGCAGAGAAAGUAGAAGAGAAAGAGAAGAUACCCGAGGUUCUAGACAACUGGGAAGACCAAAGUGAAGACGAAGACUGGGAGAAGAUGGACGAAGAAGAAGAUGGAGAUGAAGACAGCAAAGGAAAGGGAGACAAAGACGAUAAAGGGGUCGGGAAAGUUGAGGCUUUGACCAAUGGGGUGAAGAGUAUGAAAUUGGAGAAUGGAGGCACAGCUGCUUCCAAGGUUGAAGUGGACAAAGAUGAUGAGGACAGUGGGGGCAGUGACGACGAAUCUAGCAGUGACGAUGAAGUGGGAACUUACACCAAAGAGGAGAUCAGAGCGAGGAUAGAUAAGCGCAGGAAGGAGGCUGAGGCCAACAAGGAUGUCUCAGAUCCACGAUGUGCAGUGGUGUGUGUACUCGGACACGUAGACACAGGAAAGACGAAGAUCCUGGACAAGAUCAGACGUACUAAUGUGCAGGACGGAGAGGCGGGAGGCAUCACUCAGCAGAUAGGAGCCACCAAUAUGCCUCAGUUCGCAAUCACAGAGUGGAGCAAGAGUGCCAAUGUGAAAGGCUUCGACGAGGCCGCACUCAAACUGCCAGGCUUCCUCGUCAUCGACACACCGGGCCACGAAUCCUUCACUAACCUGAGAACGCGAGGGUCUUCCUUGUGUGACCUGGCCAUUCUGGUGGUGGACAUCAUGCAUGGCCUGGAACCACAGACUCUGGAGUCGAUUGAAUUGCUGAAGAAGAGACAGGCGCCCUUUGUGGUGGCCCUGAACAAGAUUGACAGACUGUUCGAGUGGAAGUCCAACCCCGCACAGGACAUCCGAGACACAAUCAAGAAACAGAAGAAGCACACCAAGGAUGAGUUUGAGACUAGACUGAAAAAGACGAUCGCAGAAUUUGCGGAGAAGUGUGAACUGAAUGUAGUGCCUUUCUGGGAAAACGAGGACCCCGCCACUUACGUAUCCAUAUGUCCCACAUCCGCACACACAGGUGACGGAAUGGGCAACAUGAUCUGGUACAUGGUCCAUUUCUGCCAGAGUUACUUAAAGAAACGUCUGGCCUACAGGACAGAACCACAAGCCACUGUUCUGGAGGUGAAAGAGAUCCAGGGACUGGGAACCACCAUCGACGUCAUAGUCGUGAAUGGUCGCUUGAAAGAAGGCAAACCGAUAGUGGUGGCAGGCUACGAUGGACCUAUUCAAACAUAUAUCAAAGCCCUGCUUGUGCCGCCUGCCAUGAAGGAACUUAGAAUCAAAGCUCAAUAUGACAAAGUGAAGCAAGUUCGAGCAGCUACAGGAGUCAAAAUCUUGGCCAAAGACGUUGAGAAGGCCCUGGCUGGGAUGCCGAUGUUAGUUGCCUCGAGGAGUGACGAGCAGGAAGUGUUGACAGAAGAGAUGAAGAAGAUUCUACAAGGAAUGAUAUCAUCAAUUAAACUGAAUGACAGAGGAGUCUAUGUACAGGCUUCGACACUUGGAUCUCUCGAGGCGUUGCUGGAGUUUUUGAAGCAGUCACAGAUCCCCUACUCAGGAAUCAACAUCGGACCGGUUCACAAGAAAGACGUCAUGAGAGCCAACACCAUGUUGGAACACAAUGAACUAUACGGAGUCAUACUUGCCUUUGACGUGAAAGUAGAGCGGGAUGCGCAAGACAUGGCGGAUACUUCUGGCAUCCGAAUAUUCACAGCAGACAUCAUCUACCACCUCUUCGAUAAGUUCAUGGCCUUUAAAGAGGAAUUGAAACAGAAGGCGAAGGACAAACACAAACACCUGGCCAUGUUCCCCUGCAAACUGAGGGUGCUUCCCAACUGUAUCUUCAACACCAGAGACCCCAUCAUCAUCGGAGUCACAGUGGAGGCUGGCAUCGUCAAGCCAGGCACCCAAUUAUGUGUGCCCUCCAAAGAAGGAAUCAUUUUGGGAACAGUUGCUACCCUCGAGCAGAAUAACAGACCAGUGGAUUUCGCCAGACAGGGAGCAGAUGUCUGUCUCAAAAUAGAGAACACAACAGGCGAAGCUCCCAAACUGUACGGCCGCCAUUUUGACUCAACUGACAUUCUGAUGAGCAAAUUGACACGAGAGUCAAUCGACGCCCUCAAAGACCAUUUCAGAGACGAAAUGACUAAGAAUGACUGGCUAUUAGUCAAAGAGUUGAAGGCUGUAUUCCGAAUUGUUUAAUAUAUAUCGAAAUGCUUCUGAGCUUGUUUGGUAUAUUGACGCUUGAAGUAGACUUCGAAUUGAAGUUUAGCUAAAACGAGUAGGCGAUUAUUGAAGUGAACUUCAAAGCAGUGAAAAGAGGGCGUUACAAAUUGAGCUUCUGUUUUUCAAUUUACCGCUAUUGUUUUAAGCGGUACAUUUUACUUUGGUGCUUAUUGAUAUGAUUUUCCUUGUACUUAAAUAAUGGGUUAAUUUUGAGCUUCGCAAGCACACCUGUUUUACAAGAUUUCAUUCAGCAGUUUUUUAAAAACUGAACUCAUCAACCUAUUUUCUGGUUAGCUGCUGUGUUAGCGAUGUCAUGCUUAUUUGAGCUCAGUUUCGUUUGAUAGUUUAUUUGCCAUGCUCGAAGGUCAAAUAUGUCCUAACAUGUAUGAACGAAAUCAAGUUUCACUUUUUCAGGUCACUGUGUAAGAGUCGAUGAAAGCUAAAAGUCGGUGACUCAGUUUUGAUUUUUCUCAGUUUGACUUUUGAUUUCUUUUUAAGUGCAGUUCAUUUCCUUGGUUAAAAGGAAGGCUUACUCCACUGUCGAUCAGCAGAAUUAAAAGGUCACGAAAAACGUCAGAUAUCCCAGCGAAAUAAAAAAAUUUACAUAUUGAUUGAGGAUUCUAAACUUAUGUUA
Symsagittifera roscoffensis is the source of this 4432-nucleotide messenger RNA. RefSeq names its product eukaryotic translation initiation factor 5B-like. Gene Ontology annotation, cellular component: mitochondrion; cytoplasm. Gene Ontology annotation, biological process: translational initiation. NCBI's taxonomy places the organism in Eukaryota, Metazoa, Xenacoelomorpha, Acoela, Convolutidae. Gene Ontology annotation, molecular function: translation initiation factor activity; GTP binding; GTPase activity. The record is from RefSeq and is a predicted model, not a curated record.